ACGGCGCAGCCGGACUCUCUUUCCCGUCAUGCAACGCUGCCUCCAUUGUGCCCGAGCCCGCCUCCCAUUGGACGGGCCUGGGAAAGGGAGCCCGCUUCCCCUCCCGCUGACACAAUAGUGGAUCCAAGAUGGCGGAUGCGGGUGCAGCCAGCUUACCUGGGGGAGACACGGCGCUGCCUCCCCCGCCGCCGCCGCCUCCCCCGCCUCCCCCGCCGCCGGAGGAGCAAGAGCUGAGCCGGCGUCUCCGUCGACUCUACCCGGCCGUCAACCCGGCCGAGACGCCGCUGCCCCGAGCCUGGAGCCCCAAGGACAAGUAUAGCUACAUCGGCCUCUCCCAGGGCAACCUGCGCGUCCACUACAAAGGACAUGGGAAAAAUCACAAGGAUGCUGCUUCUGUCAGGGCUACCCACCCCAUCCCUGCAGCCUGUGGAAUUUAUUAUUUUGAAGUGAAGAUAGUUAGUAAAGGAAGAGAUGGGUACAUGGGAAUAGGACUCUCUGCCCAAGGUGUCAACAUGAACAGACUUCCUGGUUGGGAUAAGCAUUCCUACGGCUACCAUGGCGAUGACGGACACUCCUUCUGCUCGUCAGGGACAGGGCAGCCCUACGGCCCCACUUUCACUACUGGCGAUGUAAUUGGCUGCUGUGUGAACCUCAUCAACAACACCUGCUUCUACACAAAGAAUGGGCACAGUUUGGGUAUAGCCUUCACAGACCUUCCUGCCAAUCUAUAUCCCACUGUGGGGCUCCAGACACCCGGAGAGAUUGUGGAUGCCAACUUUGGGCAACAGCCAUUUGUGUUCGACAUUGAAGACUAUAUGAGAGAGUGGCGAGCAAAGAUUCAGGGCACGAUUAAAAGGUUUCCCAUAGGUGACCGGCUAGGGGAAUGGCAAGCCAUGCUACAGAACAUGGUCUCUUCCUAUCUGGUACACCAUGGAUAUUGUGCUACAGCCACUGCCUUUGCCCGCGUGACGGAAAGUACAGUCCAGGAGGAACAGGUCUCCAUAAAGAACAGACAAAGAAUACAAAAGCUGGUUUUGGCAGGAAGAGUAGGCGAAGCCAUUGAAGCCACCCAGCAACUCUAUCCAGGGCUUCUAGAGCAUAAUCCUAACCUCUUAUUCAUGCUAAAGUGCCGGCAGUUUGUGGAGAUGGUGAAUGGAACAGACAGUGAAGUGCGCUUUUUCAGUACCCGCAGCCCCAAAUCACAAGACAGCUACCCUGAUUCCCCCAAUCUGAGUCCCCGACAUGGCUCCAAUAAUUUGCACAUCCACGUCACUGGAGCAGACAGCCCAAGCUGUAGCAACGGGGUGACCUCCAUCAAAAGCAAACAGAGCCACAGUAAAUAUCCUGCACUGAGCUCGUCCUCCUCCUCCUCUUCCUCCUCCUCCCCUUCAUCCGUGAACUACUCAGAGUCCAACUCAACAGAUUCUACCAAAUCCCAGCAACACAGCAGCACUAGCAACCAAGAAACCAGUGACAGUGAAAUGGAGAUGGAGGCGGAGCACUAUCCCAAUGGAAUCCUGGAGAAUUCAGCCACCCGAAUAAUGAAUGGCACUUACAAGCACGAAGAGAUCCUACAGACUGACGAUUCCAGCAUGGACGGCUGCCCUCAGAGGCAACUCUGCGGAGGGAACCACGCUGCCACCGAGCGGAUGAUCCAGUUCGGGCGGGAGCUCCAGAUCCUCAGUGAGCAGCUAUGCAAAGACUACGGCAAGAACACAACCCACAAAAAAAUGUUACAGGAUGCAUUCAGCUUGUUAGCCUAUUCCGACCCUUGGAGCUGUCCAGUCGGUCAGCAGCUGGAUCCAAUCCAGAGGGAGCCUGUGUGUGCUGCACUCAAUAGCGCUAUUUUGGAGUCUCAGAACCUGCCAAAGCAGCCCCCUCUGCUGCUGGCCCUGGGCCAGGCCUCGGAGUGCUUGCGACUCAUGGCUCGCGUGGGCCUGGGCUCCUGCUCCUUCGCCAGAGUGGACGACUAUUUGCACUAGCCACUGAGUGAGGCAGAGUGACCCCUCCAGUUGCUGCCCUUUCACCUCUUCCUGCCUUGCGGUUUCUCACCUGCGCCUGCCCUCCACCCGCUGCCCAGCAGAAGGACACAGUGUUGACUGAGGCGGGAGGGGAGGAGGAGGAGGAGGAGGAGAGGACCCUUGACGCGCCUUUGUUGCUCGCCCUGGAAACUGCUCGCAGGGCCCCCACCCCACCCCCAACCUGCCCUCCCAUCACGGCCGCAUCCUGCUCUGCCCCACAGCACUUGGCCUUCUCACCGGUCCUUCUGAUGUAGCGCCUUCUGACUUUAGGAUUUUACCUUUAUUUUAUUAUGUUAUUUUAUUUCUCUGACUGAGCCACCAGUAUUUAUACCUGAAGAGUUUGUGCUGAGCUGGUUUCUAAUUCAUUUAGAGAUAAAAAAAAAAAAAAGUGUAUCUGAGUUGGUGACGGCCUGUUUUGCUUUUUUGUUUUAACUUUUAUUUUUACGUUCGGAGAAACCUAACUGGCACGUGUGUUACUUGGACAGUAUUGUUCACUGUUGCUGGUCCUCAUAAAAACCCAGAGGCUGAAUGUGCUUGUUGGAAUAUUAGCCAUGCUAUCCAAACAAAAGAGUUUCAUCAUCAUCAUCUUUUUUUUUUUUCCUGUGCCUAUGACACAACAGCCCUGAGAAACUCUGCGGAUGCACCCUGGGAACUAAUCAGGGGAAAGGCUGAGAUUGGGAGCAAUAAGAUGAACUGUUCCCAACUGUCCCUUUAAUAGGAUAUCCUGCGAUGGAUGCUUGGAAAGAGAACGGGUGUGACCUGAGUUGUAUCCCCAUACUCUCUGGAGAAGCAGGAACAUCUCUUAACCACAGUCAGACAUGUAGGAUAUCGCUGUGGGGACGUGUUGCUGACAAUCUCUGGAGGAAUACAGGUUCCCUCUCCUUCCUCAAAGCAGAGUGAUCGUAGGCUCUUCUGCAAGGGGACUUCUCCUCGGUCACAUCUAGGCAACUCACAUCUAACUCUUUAAGACUCGCCAAAAAGAGAAAAGAGAAGAAGGCUUGCCUGCAUCCUCAUCCUGGUACCCAAACAGCUGCGUGGAAUGGAAUCGAGGUGGAAUGAAAAAACGGGAGCUACGUAUUGGUCCAGCAUUUUCUUCCUUUCUUUUUAUUCUAGAGACUUCUUUCUAAAAUCUUCCCUUAUAAAGUGGAUAGAUGUCUCCAUGUCAGUUGUGAACCAGGAAAAGUUGAGCCGUCAAAAUAACAAUUCUCCCCUCCCCCCCAAUCAGUGUUUGAGUUUGUGAACCCAACUUUUCAUUUCAUCGUUUCAUUGCCUCCCUGCCUUUGAUAUUACACUGAUAGGACAAUAGUACAACAUCCUUGUUUUUAAUCCUGCUUACCCCCCAAUUGAAAAGAGGGUGUAAGGCAAUAUUAUUCUUUUUUAAAAGGAAAAUGCGGUUUUAUUCCAAGGAAUAUAUCUUUUUUAAAAACAAAACAAAAAAUUGGGAACCAUUUUCCAAACUUACAUAUUAUAACAAUCCUUACAAAAUACUGCUGGAAUAACAGGUUGGAAACUCCAGUCUAUAAUUUAAUCUACACAAGUGAAAUUAUAACCACGUGUCUUUACAGUACAACAGAGGAAUCCUGCUGUUCUUAAGAGCUUGUUAAUAUAAUCAUUAGCUUGCUGGUCUAUUUCAACAUUUUGCCUAGCUUUUAAAAUGUUUUUAAUUGGGAAGAAUUUUUUUUUUUAAAAAAAAUCCCAUCAGUUCGGCAGGCAAGGCAUUUUAAUUAAAACCGAGCACUUGCAGAAGAUAACACGAAAGAGAGGUUUUUCUGAUGCGAUGAAGAAAAUGCUUCCAUUGAGGGUAGGGAAUUUUAAUUUAUAGUAGCAUAGAAAGGGUGGUUUUUUUGGUUGAGAAUCUUGUAGCUGUGAUGAAAAAAAAAAAAAACUAUGCAUCUAUGCACAAUAUAUUUGGAAUGUUAAGUAAGUAUCCCCAGAUUGGUGGAACCUGGAGAAAUAAGAAGAAGGUGCGACUUCCGUUGACUUGAGUCCUGCCAAUGCCCAGCAGAGACCAAUGUUUACUUUCAGAUUUGUAAGUGAGACAUCCCGAAUUUAGAAGACUGCGCAUUACUGUCUCCUUGGCAGAUCAAGACUGAGUUUUAGUGCAAGAUGCUGAAAGAAAAAUGGGCACAUCAGAGAAUUGACUCUAUGGGGAAAAAAAUACAGGUCCAGACUCUGGUUCCAUUUCCAUUUGCAUAAUUUGACUGGGUGCUGACUAGAUCGAAACGAAAUGUUUUCUGAUUUGCACUUUUGACAAGCGGAAACAUCCAUCCACCAUUCUUUUUGCUUGGAUGGUCAUGAAAGUUGCACGUUUGCUGUGAUUGGAUUUUACCUUGCCUGAUUCUUUUUAAGGACUGAUAAGGCUAGUUUUAUGCCAAGCCAUCAAAUUACGGUAUCAAUGAAUAAUUGACCACCCCAGCUUAAAAGCAGAAUGAUUGGUCCACCUUCCAUCUUUUGUAACGUCUUAUACGGCAAAUGUUUAUAUCGGCAACCCCACCAGCUCUCUUUAUCUGGCCUGCUGCGUUUGCUUUUAGGCUUCAUGGGAGUUUCCAGUAUUUGAAUUCCUGUUUUAAAUGUUCACCGUCUUAAGUUGAGCUUCAACAAGCCAAUCUCUUUAUUUGGGGGGGCAGAUUUCUUUUCUGCUUUGUUUUCUCCGGUUUCCAUCUCAUCCUUUUUUCAAAGUUGCUUCAAGAAGUUGAUUUUUUUUUUUUUUUGCUCUUCGCUGCCUGCUGCUUUUCCCCUCCAAGCUGUGGCUUCUUUGCCAUCCUUUGCUUAAAAGUCACCUGUUUUGAUGGCAGUUUUUGCCCUGUAAAAUAUUAUCUCAGACAAGUAGCUAGUUGCCAUCUCUAGUUGGUGGUGUGGCAGUGGUGACACAUGUGGAAAAGAGCAAGCUGAACUUUUCCUGAUCAAAGACAAUCUGCAUUUGAUGACUCAACGUUUAGAUGCCACUGUCGUGUAGCUACGGCAGGUGAAAUUUAAUUUAGGAAGCAUUGCGCUAUGCCUGAGUCUUGGAAAUGUGAUCCAAGACAAUCAGAUAUUUGAACACUAAAUAUAAUUGCUCUAAAGAGACCACAGUGCAGAUGGAAAAGGAAUCUUUGAAGGGAAGAACAUUUAAAAUUGUGUUUGCGGUUAAAGGCUUUUUCACCAUUUUCAAGGGCAUAAAAUAGUACAGAACCUUUGAGUUUUCCAUACAGCAAAAGGGGUGGAGGAGUGUCUAGUUUAACAGUUAACAUUUAGUCUCCAUUUUGAGAUGAAACCUGACGGAAUUUCUUAGACAUUGCCAGGUGAUAAUGAGGUUGUAUCUACCACAUACCUUAGGAUAAUUUCCUUUUUUUAAAAAAUAGUUUUAAUAAAAAGAUUGACACAGAUAAAAAAUUCAAAGAAAAAAAAUAUUGUCUUUUUGACACCCAUCUGACUGAUUUUGCCAUCCUGUCAGAAACCUUUUGCGAGCAAUCCAUCUGAUUCCAGGUCUCUAUCAACCAUUGAUCAGAACAAUGAGAAACUAAAGCAUAGCAACUCGUUUUCUGAUCAUUUGACAUGUUGAUCAUACUUUGGACCAAGAUGGUCGCAGUGCCUAUAAAAUGGACAUUGGAAAAUCCCGAAUGCAAGAGUGACGCUUCCUUGAUUGCCCUCUACUACAGCGGUAGAAUACUCUGCAAUGACGCUUUCACAACUGUGAAGACAAUGGCUAAUGGUAGCCCAACAUCUCCGGAGGACAUUCGAAUGGGGAGAGGAUUGUUGCUUGUGAGGAAUUUCAGAGUCCCCCGGUAGAUGUCCCUGUUCAAAGAACCAUCUCAUUUUUCUUCCAUGUAGUUUUUGCAACCAGUUCCAGGAGUUCUUGGCUGGAAAUUAGAACGUUCUAGUAUCGGAAUGUCACCAACCAAUGAUUCAAACUGGCUAUCUUGAUGCCAAUCAUCGCUUUUUCAACAAGGAGCAGCAUCACACCAACAAGAGUUGGUGCUUCAUUUGCCCCCAUUAUGGUUCUCCGCAUCCUGUAACCAAAUAAAAGUGCCAAAUCCUCUUAUCGAAUUGAUUCAUUUAACCAGUGUUGUUUUGGGAACUUGUUUUGGGAAUAUUUGAGAAGUACAAUAGCCGUAGAAGAGCCCAAAGGGUCACUACCAACAAGUAUGUUCAAAUCUUUGGACCUGAAGGGUGUUUUAUUUUAAAUUUGGGCUGGAGCUUUAAGAUUUGGGUGCCAUCUGCUCAUCUUGAACUAGCAAGAAAGAUGGUUGGCAGGCAUAAUUCGGAUUACAUUUUGGACAUCUGACACUGAAAAAGAAAAGAAAAAAAGUAAAGAAUUCUCCUUUAUUUUUCUCUUCCUCUCGCUUUUUACAAACUCGGGUACCAGCUCUCGCAUGGCAUCUCAAACCCUUUUCGUUUUUCACUGAUUUUAUUACGAUAGCAACUGUAAGGAUUUUUUUUUUUUAAAGUAUCCUAUCAAAUAAGCGGGCCGAGCAGAAUGUGGGUUCCACCAGGGUUCCAUAAUCUCACGUUUCAUUUUCCUUUUGUUGAGGACUUGACGGAUCUCCUUCCAAGCUGCGCACAUUUGGAUCAGUUUCUGCUUAGUAUUUGUGAGUUCAGUUAAACCCAACUCUAGCAUGAAAACCUUCCCAAAGGAGGACAUUUUAACUGACAAAAAAAGAAAAAAAGGAAAAAAAAAAAGAAAGAAAGAGAAAUUGUACUGGAAAUAUAGAAACCCACAGUCUGUUGUAUUUUGACAGAAUUAUUUUUAUUAAAAUAUGCAUCUCUGUGCA
Messenger RNA from Pantherophis guttatus, 6772 nucleotides. RefSeq names its product RAN binding protein 10 (gene RANBP10). The record is from RefSeq and is a predicted model, not a curated record. Gene Ontology annotation, molecular function: protein binding. NCBI's taxonomy places the organism in Eukaryota, Metazoa, Chordata, Lepidosauria, Squamata, Colubridae.